Molecule: messenger RNA, 193 nt
Organism: Cladocopium goreaui
Lineage: Eukaryota; Dinophyceae; Suessiales; Symbiodiniaceae
Source: the annotation of a GenBank genome assembly
GAAAGCCGACAAGGACUACCAUGCAGACCUCUUUGACCAGCAAAGACGGAAUGAUGGGUACCAAGACGCUUUGGAGAAGCUCACUGCUCGCAGAAAGCUGGCAGAAGGCCGGCUGCAAGCGGACCUGGAAACCUUGCGCUCAGAGCACGCCAUCCUCAAACGCUCGCUUGAGACCCAGGAGAAGGUGCACGAG